This is a messenger RNA of Lolium rigidum, 2141 nucleotides long. RefSeq names its product 70 kDa peptidyl-prolyl isomerase-like. Gene Ontology annotation, biological process: protein peptidyl-prolyl isomerization. The transcript is spliced from 12 exons. The record is from RefSeq and is a predicted model, not a curated record. Lineage: Eukaryota; Viridiplantae; Streptophyta; Magnoliopsida; Poales; Poaceae. Bases 70 to 2022 code for a protein of 650 amino acids. Gene Ontology annotation, molecular function: peptidyl-prolyl cis-trans isomerase activity; protein binding. Gene Ontology annotation, cellular component: cytoplasm.
CAAGCAUCGCAGUCCCCUGCACACACACUCUGUUCUGCUCCCACCCUCGCAGUACUACUGCACGGAGAUAUGGACGACGACUUCGACUACCCGGCGGCCAUGGGCGAGGGCGCGAUGGGCGGAUCCGACGACGAGGACGAAGAGGCCAUGAAGAAGCUCUACGCCGACGCGGCGGUUGGCGCCGCCGUCGCCGGGGAGGAGGACGACGAUGCGGGGUAUGACACCGCGGCGAUGAAGGCCGGGGACGAGAAAGGGAUCGGGAAGGAGGGGCUGCGCAAGAAGCUGCUGAAGGAGGGCGAGGGGUCGGAACGUCCCGGCGCCGGCGACGAGGUCGAAGUGCACUACACUGGGACGCUGGUGGACGGCACCAAGUUCGAUUCCAGCCGGGAUCGCGACACCCCAUUCAAGUUCACCCUGGGGCGAGGCCAAGUUAUAAAGGGAUGGGAUAUGGGCAUCAAAACGAUGAAGAGGGGCGAGAAUGCUGUUUUCACCAUCCCACCAGAGCUUGCAUAUGGUGAGGAUGGCUCCCCUCCAGUCAUCCCUCAAAAUGCGACACUGCAGUUUGAUGUUGAGCUUCUCUCAUGGGCAAGUGUCAAGGAUAUUUGCAAAGAUGGCAGCAUUUUUAAGAAGAUACUAGUUGAAGGCGAGAAGUGGGAGAAUCCCAAGGACAUCGAUGAAGUUUUUGUUAAGUAUGAGGCGAGGCUGGAGGAUGGAAGUGUUGUUACAAAAUCUGAUGGUGUUGAGUUCACCGUAAAAGAAGGGCAUUUCUGCCCUGCCAUAUCGAAGGCUGUCAAGACUAUGAAGAAGAAUGAGAAGGUCCUGCUUACUAUCAAACCUGAAUAUGGCUUUGGUGAGGAAGGCAGGCCAGCCUCUGGAGACGGAGCUGCAGUUCCCCCUAAUGCUAUGUUGCACAUUGAUCUUCACUUGGUGUCCUGGAAGACAGUCGUUGAGAUAGGUAACGAUAAGAAGAUCCAGAAGAAGAUCCUUCAGGAGGGUGAAGGCUACAACCGUCCCAAUGAAUGUGCAAAUGUCAAAGUGAAACUUAUUGGGAAGUUGGCGGAUGGUACUGUGUUUGUGGAGAAAGGUCAUAAUAGUGAAGAGCCGUUCGAGUUUAAGACUGAUGAGGAGCAAGUGAUUGAAGGGCUUGACAAAGCAGUGCUUAGCAUGAAGAAAGGAGAAGUUGCAUUUGUGACUAUUGCCCCGGAGCAUGCAUUUGGAUCUGAUGAAUCAAAGCAAGAUCUGGCUGUAGUUCCUCCCAACACAACUGUUUAUUAUGACGUUGAACUAGUGUCCUUUGAGAAGGAGAAGGAAUCAUGGGAGCUGAAGGACAACACUGAGAAGAUUGAAGCAGCUGCUAAGAAGAAAGAUGAAGGGAAUGUGUGGUUUAAGAUGGGAAAGUAUGCCCGGGCUUCUAAGAGAUAUGGAAAGGCUUUGAAUUUCAUAGAGUACGACAACUCCUUCAGUGAAGAAGAAAAACAGUCGUCGAAAGCACUCAAGUUGAGCUGCAAGCUCAAUGAUGCUGCAUGCAAACUGAAACUUAAAGAUUACAAGGGAGCAAAAGAACUGUGUACCGAGGUCCUGGAAACUGACAACACAAAUGUGAAGGCCUUGUACAGACGGGCACAGGCACACACUCAUCUUGUUGAUCUUGAUUUGGCAGAGCUGGAUAUCAAAAAAGCACUGGAAAUAGAUCCCGAGAACAGGGAUGUGAAGAUGGGCUAUAGGAGGCUGAAGGAGAAAGUGAAGGAGUACAACAGAAGGGAUGCUAAAUUCUACGGCAACAUAAUUGAAAAGCUGAGCAAGAUGGAGGGCGAGGAAGCUGGCGGUGGCAGGAGCCAGGGGCCAAGCAAGAAGCGUGGCCUGUGGCCUUUGGCUAGGAGUUUCUUCACGACCGAUGGCAGCAAGGAGUCCACGCUGCGACUCGUGCUAAGGCUACUGAUCCCAGUGAUGGUUUUGGUCGCGCUUUCUGUUGCUUACUACGUGCAGAGUGGAGUUCCUGAAAUCGACUGCGUCAACUGUUGAUGUGCCGAUUCAUGUGUCUGGGUUGUGUAGUGUCUGUCAUCCAUAUGCUUUUGUGUUAUGUCGUGAUGGGUCGACUGCUCAUGGUAAAUAUAUUUGUUACGUUGUUUUGUUGACUGUCU